AACCAUUUCAUUUUGAUUUUAGCUUGCAAGGCGUGCAGUACAACACUCUUAACGUGAAGAGUGGGUGUGAUACGCAUACCUAAAGUCAUUUAUUACAAUACAUUCAUACGUAUAAAUAUAUACAUACAUACAUAGUUCCCGCGAUGAAAUUUCUAAUCUGUGCGCUAAUUGUGGCAGCGUCUUACGUGGCUGCAGAAGAAGUCAAAGUGGAAGAAGGUGUACUGGUGGCGACAGUGAACAAUUUUAAACAAAUUAUAAGCGAUAAUGAAUUCGUCCUAGUUGAGUUCUAUGCACCAUGGUGCGGUCACUGCAAAGCUUUGGCACCCGAAUAUGCCAAGGCCGCGCAGCAGCUGGCAGAGAAGGAGUCACCUAUUAAAUUAGCUAAAGUUGACGCCACAACCGAAAGCGAACUGGCCGAACAGUACCAAGUGCGCGGGUAUCCCACCCUCAAGUUUUUCCGCAGUGGGGCGCCUGUGGAGUACAGCGGUGGACGGCAAGCGGCCGACAUCAUUGCCUGGGUGACCAAGAAAACUGGCCCACCAGCAAAGGACCUGAACAGCGUCGUCGAUGCUGAACAGUUCCUAAAGGAUAACGAAAUCGCCAUAAUCGGUUUCUUUAAAGACCUCGAAUCCGAUGAGGCGAAGACAUUCACCAAAGCCGCCAACGCUCUAGACAGUUUUGUCUUUGGAAUUAGCAACAAUGAUGACAUUUUUACAAAAUACGAAGCCAAUAACAAUGCCGUCAUUCUCUUCAAGCCGUUUGAUGAUAAGAAGUCCAUCUUCGAGGGUGAGCUCAAUGAGGAUAAUCUAAAGAAGUUUGCUCAGGUGCAGUCACUUCCAUUAAUUGUCGAGUUUAAUCACGAGUCAGCAGCUAAGAUCUUUGGUGGCGCCAUUAAGUCCCAUUUGCUGUUCUUUGUAUCCAAAGAAGCUGGGCAUAUUGAGAAGCACGUCGAUCCUCUGAAGAAUAUCGCAAAGAAGUACCGAGAAGAUAUUCUGUUUGUUACCAUAUCGUCUGAUGAAGAGGAUCAUGCUCGUAUAUUUGAAUUCUUUGGAAUGAGCAAAGAGGAGGUUCCAACCAUACGGCUGAUAAAACUAGAGGAAGACAUGGCCAAGUACAAGCCCGAGGUUAACGAUUUGUCUUCAGAAACAAUAGAAGCUUUUCUUCAAAAGUUCCUCGAUGGUAAACUCAAGCAGCAUUUGCUGUCGCAGGAUUUGCCUGAGGACUGGGAUAAGCAGCCUGUUAAGGUUUUGGUCUCGAGUAAUUUUGAGAAUGUUGUCAUGGACAAGAGCAAGUCGGUACUGGUAGAGUUCUACGCACCCUGGUGCGGUCACUGCAAACAGUUGGCCCCGAUAUAUGAUCAGCUAGCUGAGAAGUACAAGGAUAACAAGGAUAUUUUAAUCGCCAAGAUGGACUCUACUGCUAACGAAUUGGAGAAUAUAAAGAUCUCAUCCUUCCCAACCAUUAAAUACUUCCGCAAAGGUGACAACAAAGUCAUCGACUACAAUUUAGACAGAACUCUAGAUGACUUUGUUAAGUUCCUAGAUGCCAAUGGCGAGGUAACAGACCCUGAGCCCACCGAAGAGAGCUUCGAGGACGAGGAGGCGCCCAAAAAAGAUGAAUUGUAAAUAAACUUUUGCAGCUGAUGGUAACACAACAAAACCACUAAGAAAUAGAAAACGUACAUUCUAUAGUUUUUGCUCGGAGAACAUGAGUUUGUAUCAUUUACUUUUAUGUUUUCCGCACAAACUCUUUCACAUACCAAUCUGUUUUUAUUUUUAAAGUUACCAUGCUCUCUAUGCCGUAUAUGUGCACAUGGUGAUUAAUAGCCUGUGUUAUUACAGCUUAAAAUGUGGACGCAGCAUUUAAAGUUCAAUUUUGUUAAAAUGAAGUCUUUUUUUUUUGUAAAUGAAAAGUUUUCCAUCUAUACUUUGGAGUCUUUAAAACAUUAUAUACAUUCGAUUUAUAUAAAUUCAUUCAUUUGGAGAAAAGAACUGAUUAAAAACUUAACAAAUAAAGUUGCUUACAACAUUAUAAAAAUA
Messenger RNA from Scaptodrosophila lebanonensis, 2039 nucleotides. It is a transcript of the gene Pdi, whose product is annotated as protein disulfide-isomerase. Gene Ontology annotation, biological process: response to endoplasmic reticulum stress; protein folding. NCBI's taxonomy places the organism in Eukaryota, Metazoa, Arthropoda, Insecta, Diptera, Drosophilidae. The transcript is spliced from 2 exons. Gene Ontology annotation, molecular function: protein disulfide isomerase activity. The record is from RefSeq and is a predicted model, not a curated record. Bases 144 to 1625 code for a protein of 493 amino acids. Gene Ontology annotation, cellular component: endoplasmic reticulum.